This is a messenger RNA of Sesamum indicum (sesame), 3611 nucleotides long. Its product is annotated as Leucine-rich receptor-like protein kinase family protein. Gene Ontology annotation, biological process: protein phosphorylation. The record is from RefSeq and is a predicted model, not a curated record. NCBI's taxonomy places the organism in Eukaryota, Viridiplantae, Streptophyta, Magnoliopsida, Lamiales, Pedaliaceae. Gene Ontology annotation, molecular function: ATP binding; protein binding; protein kinase activity.
GAAGAGCAUGGGUCACCAACUUUUGAGCUUAAACGGUUGCUCAAUUUCCUUGUCACUUUCCAGUGCCAGUGCCAGUGCCAGUCAAAAGAGCAUUUUGGUAAUACAUCCGACAAAAGUUAACCCUUCUGUCCCUGCUCCAAAUUCUUUCCUUUAAACCAUUCGUGUGUGUCCAAACCCCAAUUCAGCCUCACCUUACCUGCAUUCUCGUAUAUACCCACUAUUUUCCCUGCCCAUAAUUUCAUCCUCACUUCUUCUAUCUAUUUAUAUACUCUUCAUACCUUCUUGCCUCCCCUCAAACCCUAGCUACUCUCUUCCAGUUCUCUUUUGUAUCUAUAACUACUCUCUUUCACUUAAUUCCCAGUUACCAGCUGCUUUUUUCUGUUGCAAGAUUCUUGUUCUUGCUUAUUCCAACUUCUCUUUUGAAAAAUGAAGGGUUGUUAUCUCCAUUAGCUGGAGCCUGAAAGUUGCUGAUCAGCUUUCGGAUCUCAGUCCUUUGAGCUUGUAAUCAAAGUGUGGUCAGCUGAAAUGGCGAAGAAAGGAUUGAAAAGAUACGAAAUGAUUAUGGACUUUAUGUUCCUGUUUCUGUUCAUCAUCAACUUGUCCGCAUGCAGAGGGUCUGAAGUUGAAUUUGAGCUGCUCUUGUCCAUGAAAGCUUCAAUAAAUGAUCAUUCUCAUGCCCUCAGCAACUGGAACUCAUCUGUUUCUUUCUGCAAAUGGAAUGGAAUCACCUGUUUCGGCUCGUCCCACGUGUCGAAAAUCGAGCUCCCCGGCAAGAACUUGUCUGGAAGAAUUCCGGAAUCCAUUUUCAGAUUGCCGAAUAUCCAGUCCAUUGAUCUAUCCAGCAAUCAGUUGUCUGAUGAAAUUCCUCGGAACUUAUCAUCUUGUUUUUCUCUCAGAUAUCUCAACCUGAGCAGCAAUAACUUGACUGGGCUGAUCCCCAGCGCCCACCUUCCAGUUCUUGAAACGCUGGAUUUAUCAAAUAAUAUGCUCUCAGGAGAAAUCCCAGAAGAUAUUGGACUGUUUUCAGGCCUCAAAGUUCUUGAUUUUGGGGGCAACGUUCUAUCCGGAAGAAUUCCAGACUCAGUAACAAAUAUGACAAUGUUGGAAUUCUUGACCUUGGCAUCAAACCAAUUGACUGGUGAAAUUCCAAGAAAAUUAGGCCUGAUGAAGAGUUUGCGGUGGAUAUAUCUGGGAUACAACAACUUCUCAGGCGAGAUUCCAAAGGAGAUUGGUGAAUUAACAGCUUUGAAACAUCUUGAUCUGGUUUACAACAAUCUCACAGGUGAAAUCCCUUCAUCUUUAGGCAAUCUCAUGAAUCUUGAGUACCUUUUUCUCUACUUCAAUAAGCUCACUGGUCCCAUUCCAAAACCCAUUUUCAAUCUCAAGAAAUUGGUAUCACUCGAUUUAAGUGAUAAUUCCUUGUCGGGUGAAAUUCCUGAACUGUUCUCACAGCUGCAGAAUUUGGAAAUUCUCCACUUAUUCUCCAACAAUUUCUCAGGAAAAAUCCCAAAUGCUUUAUCUUCUUUGCCUCACCUGCAAGUCCUUCAACUGUGGUCUAAUAGAUUAUCAGGUGAAAUUCCUAGAGAUCUUGGCAAGUAUAAUAACCUCACUGUAUUAGACCUUUCCACCAAUAAUCUCACCGGAAAAAUCCCAGAAAAUCUUUGUGCAUCAGGCCGUUUAUUUAAGCUCAUCCUCUUCUCAAAUUCCCUGGAAGGUGAAAUUCCAAAGAGUUUGAGCCUCUGCAAGAGCUUACAGCGCGUUCGACUUCAGAAAAACAGGCUCUCUGGUGAACUUUCACCAGAAUUCACAACGCUGCCGGUGGUUUACUUUCUUGAUAUCUCAAGCAACAAUCUAUCUGGCAGGAUUGACGACAACAAAUGGGAUAUGCCACAACUUCAAAUGCUGAAUUUGGCGAGCAACAGCUUCUUUGGGCCGGUUCCAGGUUCUUUCGGCAGCAAGAAGGUGGAAAACUUGGACUUAUCCGGGAACAAUUUUUCAGGCAACAUCCCACAAAGCUUUGGGGAAUUAUCAGAGCUAAUGGAACUGAAACUAAGUGAGAAUGAACUCUCAGGCCAAAUUCCUGAUCAAUUAUCUUACUGCAAGAAGCUUGUGACUCUGGACCUCAGCCAUAAUCAUCUCACGGGAGAAAUUCCCACCAGUAUCUCUGCCAUGCCAGUUCUUGGUCAGCUUGAUUUGUCUGUCAAUGAACUGACAGGAACAAUUCCAGCAAAUUUAGGGAAUGUAGAAUCACUUGUUCAAGUUAAUAUUUCCCACAACCACUUUCAUGGCAGCUUGCCCUCCACAGGGGCAUUUCUUGCCAUCAAUUCCAGCGCCGUGACUGGUAAUAAGCUCUGUGGUGGUGAGAAGACAAGCGGUUUACCACCAUGCGAUGGGGUUAAAAACCACGCUCGUUGGUUCGUGUUAAUCUUUUUUCUUGCCUUCUUGAUGAUGUUCGCGAUUAUCGUUUCCUUUUCCAUUUUCGUCAGGCAAAGGAAAGGAUCGGAAUUGAUGAAGAGGGUGGAAAGUAAUCAAGAUGGCACUUGGGAACUGCAGUUCCUGAAUUCAAGAGCUUCAAAAUCGAUAAGGAUAAAGGAUAUCAUCUCAUCCUUGAGAGAAGAAAAUCUCGUGGCAAGUGGAAAAACAGGUUUGUCGUACAAAGGCAAAUCCGCCUCAAACAACAAGCAAUUCUUGGCCAAAAAAAUAGCUUCAAUUUCAACAGGCUAUUGGAUGGACUGGACUCAACUCUAUAAAGUUAACCAUCCAAAUAUUGUGAAGCUGCUCGCAACGUGUAGAUCAGGAAAGGCUGCCGUUUUGGUGUAUGAGUACAUUGAAGGGAAGCAUUUGAGUGAAGUUAUUCAAGGCCUGAGCUGGGAACGUCGGCUUAAAGUUGCUGUUGGAAUUGCCAGAGCCCUUAAGUACUUGCAUUGUUAUUGUUCACCUAGUAUCAUAGUUGGCGACAUCACUCCUCAGAAAAUCAUGGUAGAUGAAAAGGAUGAAGCCCAUUUGAGAUUAAGUCUACCUGGGAUUGAUUAUCUUAAUUCAGACAGCAAGUGUUUCAACUCCUCUGCCUAUGUUGCUCCAGAAGCUGCAGAAACCAAAGGAUCAUCCAAGGGCUUGACGACAGAAAAGAGCGACAUAUAUGGAUUCGGGCUUCUCCUGAUUGAACUCCUGACGGGGAAAUCUGCGGCGGAUCCAGAGCUGGGGAUCCAUGGAAGCGUUGUAGAGUGGGCGAGAUACUGCUACUCAGAUUGCCAUCUUGAGAUGUGGGUUGAUACAGCAUUAAUCAAUAAUAAUAAUAAAGUAGUGAACCAGAUUGUUGAGACCAUGAAUCUUGGGCUGCAAUGCACCGCGGGGAAUCCAGCAGCCAGGCCAUGCGCGAUCGACAUAGUGAAGAGUUUAGAGUCAGUUGUGAGAUCGGGUUCUUGUGUUUCUUCAGGGUUAAAGCUUUUCUCUGUUGGUCUGUAAUAGCCUUUCCUUUUUGUUUUGGCCCCAGACUCCAUAUGCCUUUUUCUUGGACUCCAUAUGCCUUUUCUCUCUCUCCCUUUGUCUCUCUAUGGCAUAAGGUUAAGAAAGUGAUGGUUAAUGCGUCUUUUGGUUGAUGUUGUUUGUAA